CCAAUCAAUCAUGUCGGCAAGUAAGGCGAAGACACAUAUCAACAUUGUCGUCAUUGGUCACGUCGACUCUGGAAAGUCAACAUCAACUGGUCAUUUGAUCUACAAAUGUGGUGGAAUCGACAAAAGAACCAUCGAGAAAUUCGAGAAGGAAGCAGCUGAGGUGGGGAAGGGUUCCUUCAAGUAUGCCUGGGUUUUGGACAAACUGAAGGCUGAGCGUGAACGUGGUAUUACAAUUGACAUUGCUUUGUGGAAGUUUGAGACCACCAAAUACUAUGUCACAGUUAUUGAUGCUCCCGGACAUAGAGAUUUCAUCAAAAACAUGAUCACUGGUACAUCUCAAGCUGAUUGUGCUGUGUUGAUUGUUGCUGCUAGUACUGGUGAAUUUGAAUCUGGUAUCUCAGCCAACGGUCAGACCAGAGAACACGCCUUACUGGCUUACACGCUUGGUGUCAAACAGAUGAUUGUUGGAGUCAACAAGAUGGACAACACCGAACCACCAUACAGUGAACCUCGUUUUAAUGAAAUAAAAAAAGAAAUCGGCGGUUAUUUGAAGAAAGUGGGAUACAAUCCGAAAGCCGUGGCUGUUGUUCCUAUUUCCGGUUGGAAUGGAGAUAACAUGGUUGACGACUCCGAUAAGAUGCCGUGGUACAAAGGGUGGGACAUUGAAAGGAAAACAGGAAAUGUCAGUGGAAAAACCUUGCUUAAUGCUCUUGAUGCUAUCUUACCUCCAGAGAGACCAUCACAGCUAGCACUUCGACUCCCACUUCAGGAUGUGUAUAAAAUAGGAGGUAUUGGAACAGUGCCAGUAGGUAGAGUAGAAACUGGAAUCAUCAAACCAGGUAUGAUUGUUACCUUUGCUCCAGCUAACAUCAGUACUGAAGUAAAAUCAGUAGAAAUGCACCACGAGUCUCUCCCAGAAGCUUUACCAGGAGACAAUGUUGGUUUCAACGUAAAGAACGUCUCUAUCAAGGAAAUUCGUAGAGGAAUGGUAUGUGGUGACAGCAAAAAUGACCCACCCAAGGGAGCCAAAAGUUUCAUUGCACAGGUUAUUGUGUUAAAUCACCCUGGUGAAAUACAUGCUGGUUAUCAACCCGUCUUGGAUUGUCAUACCGCUCAUGUAGCCUGCAAGUUUUCAGAGUUGAAAGAAAAGAUAGACAGAAGAAGUGGUAAAGUUCUGGAAAUAAAUCCAAAAAUGGUCAAAUCUGGAGAUGCCGCCAUUGUUAACAUGCUACCAUCAAAGCCUAUGUGUGUUGAAUCCUUCCAAACAUAUGCCCCUUUAGGACGUUUUGCUGUCCGAGAUAUGAGACAGACCGUCGCCGUAGGCGUCAUCAAAGAGGUCACAAAGGUUGAAGCUUCCGAAGGAAAACAAACCAAAUCUGCAAAGAAAGCCAACAAAAGCUAAAGUGAACACGUGAUAUAACUUGCCUCUAUACUAUAUUUAUUUAUUGAACAAAUUCCCGAAUGUGUAUCGUACAUUUGGAAGAAGAACAUUUUACUUUAAAGGAAGAGAAAAAAGGCCUACCGACACUGUUAUGUGUCAUGAAUCGAGAAACUUACGUUGCAAAUAAAAUUAUAUAUGUUUAUGCAUAGUACCAAAUCCCGUCCAAUAUUUAUUUAUUGAAAUUAUCAAAUAAAAUUAUAUAUGUGGAAAAGAA
This is a messenger RNA of Mytilus trossulus (common blue mussel), 1655 nucleotides long. Its product is annotated as elongation factor 1-alpha-like. Bases 11 to 1402 code for a protein of 463 amino acids. Gene Ontology annotation, biological process: translational elongation; translation. The record is from RefSeq and is a predicted model, not a curated record. Gene Ontology annotation, molecular function: GTP binding; translation elongation factor activity; GTPase activity. NCBI's taxonomy places the organism in Eukaryota, Metazoa, Mollusca, Bivalvia, Mytilida, Mytilidae. The transcript has 6 exons.